Megalops cyprinoides (Indo-Pacific tarpon) is the source of this 4040-nucleotide messenger RNA. Its product is annotated as cAMP-specific 3',5'-cyclic phosphodiesterase 4D-like. Gene Ontology annotation, molecular function: 3',5'-cyclic-AMP phosphodiesterase activity. The transcript is spliced from 16 exons. Gene Ontology annotation, biological process: signal transduction. The record is from RefSeq and is a predicted model, not a curated record. Bases 1148 to 3334 code for a protein of 728 amino acids. Lineage: Eukaryota; Metazoa; Chordata; Actinopteri; Elopiformes; Megalopidae. Gene Ontology annotation, cellular component: perinuclear region of cytoplasm; nucleus; cytosol.
CUCUCUGCAUGUGCGUGAGUGCGCGCGUGUCUGUGUGUGCGGGGUUUUUUGCGCGUGCCGCUUGGCUGAGCGAGAGAGCUCCGCCGGGCUGCUGCUGGAAAGGACUCUCCCACACGGUUCCCCAGCCCAAAGGGAUGACAACUGUCGGAGCGGCGGACAGACACGGCGGCCCGACUCCGCGCUGCAAACCGCUCCUCAGAUGACAUUCAGCUUUUCACCCCUGUCGAUCUGCAGUCCUGCCUCUCGCGGGGAGCAAGUGAUGAAUUAAUAAGACUGCCUGUGCUAAGAGGAUCAAUAGAUUAGUUUGCUGUUCAUGAGGGGAGCAGGCAGGCGAAUUACGGGACUGGGACAUACAAAUGAAUGCAAAGGAGCCGGGGAGGGAAAAAAAAAAAAGAACGAGCCUUCCCCGUGUCAGUCUCUCAGCACAGCAACAGCCUGCGCCUCUGGACUUUGGGACAGAGGGGACCCUGUGCCGUUUUUUCGUGCUUCCUGGAGGAAGGGGGCAUGCUCUUCCACGGCUGCUCUGAAGCCUCUCUCGCUCCUCCUCUCCGGUUUCGGAGACAGGGUAGCCCCCUGGAAAGCGAUGCUGUGAGUUCACAAUGAGGAUGUGCCUGCAGGACUUUGAGACACUGGCCGGAAGAAUACCGCGAAAAAGGCAAGAGAGUGAAACAGUGAUGCGAAUCUGGGGUUGAGGUUUCUGUUGCACCGCCACAGACUACCCCUGUAAUGGGGGCAGCGUCCCAUGACUGCUUGCUUUAACUCUUGGUGGAGUUUUUUUUUUAAGUGCGCCUUACGCACGGCUGGAUUGACUUGUAUUCCGGUCGCCUUAAAUUGAACUGAAAGCCUGCUUGCCUGAUCUUUAGUUUUUAGUGGUUCAAGGUUUGGCAAUAUUUGGUGUCACAGACUCGGCAUUCUGAAAGCACCGCUUCCCCGGACAGCACCAUGGCGUAAGCUGUCACGCUGGAUAUGUGCUGUGCGGCUCCGUCCGACCGCCUGGGAUCUUUUGGAAGGCAUUCGACAGCUCCAGAGGGAGGAAAAAUGACAGCGUUCGCCCCGCUUCUCAAACUGCGCUGGAUUUUUGGACCCCAGGCGAGGGGUUCCGUGUUUUCGUGAGCGACGGCCACAGGAGAAAAAACAGCUGCAGUAAAUGAAGCCUGGCCGCACUCACGCGGGAAGGGAAAAGAAAAUGAUGCACGUGAACAAUUUCCCUUUCAGGAGGCAUUCCUGGAUAUGCUUCGAUGUGGACAAUGGCACGUCCUCGGGAAGGAGUCCCCUGGAUCCCAUGACGAGCCCCGGGUCGGGGCUCAUCCUCCAGGCCAACUUUGUGCAUAGCCAGCGGCGGGAGUCCUUCCUGUACCGCUCCGACAGCGACUAUGACCUGUCCCCCAAGUCCAUGUCCAGGAACUCAUCCAUCGCCAGUGACAUGAAUAACCACCUGCAGAGGCCAGGCUUGGUUUCUCGGAGAUCUGAGCCGGUUAUUAGUGGAAACCAUGGAGACGACCUGAUUGUAACACCAUUCGCACAGGUACUGGCUAGUUUGAGAACCGUACGGAAUAAUUUUGCAGCAUUAACCAACUUGCAACAAGACAGAGCCUCAAACAAGCGGUCACCCAUGUGUAAUCAACCCCCCAUUACCAAGACCUCCUUCACAGAGGAGGCCUACCAGAAACUGGCCACCGAGACCCUGGAGGAGCUGGACUGGUGCCUGGACCAGCUGGAGACACUACAGACCAGACACUCCGUCAGUGAGAUGGCCUCCAACAAGUUCAAGAGAAUGUUGAACAGGGAGCUCACCCACCUGUCUGAAAUGAGCCGUUCUGGAAACCAGGUCUCAGAGUUCAUAUCAAACACAUUCUUAGAUAAGCAGCACGAUGUGGAGAUGCCGUCUCCUCAGACGCAGAAGGAGAAGGAGAAGAAGAAGAAGCCCAUGUCUCAGAUCAGCGGGGUGAAAAAGCUAAUGCACAGCACCAGCCUGACCAACUCCAACAUCCCCCGCUUCGGGGUGAAGACCGACACCGAGGACUCUCUGGCCAAGGAGCUGGAAGACAUAAACAAAUGGGGCCUUAAUGUUUUCAAAGUCACAGAGUUUUCGGGAAAUAGGCCUUUAACAGUCAUGAUGUACACAAUCUUCCAGGAAAGAGACUUGCUAAAAACAUUCAAAAUUCCACUAGACACCUUUAUAACCUAUUUGAUGACCUUGGAAGAUCAUUACCAUGCAGACGUUGCAUACCACAACAACAUCCAUGCUGCUGAUGUUGCCCAGUCUACCCAUGUGCUGCUAUCCACCCCUGCUUUAGAGGCUGUGUUCACUGACCUCGAGAUCCUCGCUGCCAUUUUCGCCAGUGCGAUUCACGACGUGGAUCACCCUGGAGUUUCCAACCAGUUCCUCAUCAACACCAACUCUGAGCUGGCGCUCAUGUACAAUGACUCAUCGGUGCUGGAGAAUCACCACCUGGCGGUGGGCUUCAAGCUGCUGCAGGAAGAGAACUGUGACAUUUUCCAAAACCUGACCAAAAAACAAAGACAAUCCCUGAGGAAGAUGGUCAUCGACAUUGUUCUUGCUACUGAUAUGUCCAAACAUAUGAACCUUCUUGCUGACCUAAAAACCAUGGUGGAGACAAAGAAGGUGACCAGCUCUGGCGUUCUGCUUUUGGAUAACUACUCGGAUAGGAUACAGGUUCUCCAGAACAUGGUGCACUGCGCGGACCUGAGCAACCCCACAAAGCCCCUGCAGCUGUACCGGCAGUGGACCGACCGCAUCAUGGAGGAGUUCUUCAGCCAAGGAGACCGCGAGCGUGAGCGGGGCAUGGAGAUCAGCCCCAUGUGCGACAAGCACAACGCCUCCGUGGAGAAGUCCCAGGUGGGCUUCAUCGACUACAUUGUGCACCCACUGUGGGAGACGUGGGCCGACUUGGUGCACCCAGACGCCCAGGACAUCCUGGACACCCUAGAGGACAACCGCGAGUGGUACCAGAGCACCAUCCCGCAGAGUCCCUCGCCCGCCCCCGAUGACCCUGAGGAGGGCCGCCCGGGCGGGGCCGACAAGUUCCAGUUUGAGCUGACGCUGGAGGAGGACGGCGAGUCGGACACGGAGAAGGACAGUGGCAGCCAGGCCGAAGAGGAGGAGGAGGAGGAGGAGGAAGAGGAGGACAACAGCUGCAGUGACUCCAAAACGCUUUGCACUCAGGACUCUGAGUCCACUGAGAUCCCGCUGGACGAGCAGGUGGAGGAAGAGGAGGAGGAGGAGGAAGAGGAGGCUGUCUCAUCGGAGCCUUGCGCAGUGGUCGAGGAGGAAGAAGAGGAGGAAGAGGAGGAGCAGCCUGCCGACACAUAACAGUGCGGACAGCCUCGAAAAACUGUCAUAUUUAAUACCAGAUAAAUGACGAAUAAUAAUAAUAAUGAUAAUGAUAAUAAUAAUAAUAAAAUGUUUUUUGUUUGUUUUUAUGAAAGUUCCAAAGCGCACGUUGCACUCCACAACCCUGGCCACUCCUCACCACCAUCUGCCAGAACAGAGUAAAAGCAGACUCGCUGGUAGCUCUACAAUUUUGCACUCAGGAAUAUUUAGUCAGUUUUCUUGUUGCGUUUAGUUGACUUUUUUCAUUUUUUUUUUUUGGUUUGGUUUUUCCACCUUGUGGGAGCGAUGUGUCUGUUCACUGACACUUAGCUCCUAAUGGGUCAGAGGUUUCAGAGUCACCCGGAUGCUAUUUUUUCCCCCACAACCAUGUCCCCUUUUUGCAAAGACCGGCGGUAUUCCUGAAUUUGGAUUAAAACUCUUCUGACGGAGCAAAGGACGAAAAGCCUUUUUUUUUUGUUUUUCAAAUUCAAUUACAAUACGAUUGGAAGAAAGCGUUGAGCUGCAGUCUGAUUGGCAGCUCACCCAGACUCUUUUUGUCAGAUGAAGGGAAAAGCUGAGAUGAACGGCGCAGGCGAAAGGGGACAGGGAGAAUGGCAGGAGAGAGGCUUUGUGUGGAUUUAUCAAGACACUUUUUCUAAUUUCAAGUCUUCCUUGAAACCUGACUGAAAAAAAAAAUACACACACA